AUGGUUAACGGAGUGAUUCUUCUUUCCAGCAUUUGUAUUCUUGGCCUUGGAUUAUCUCUUCAGCCAACUGAAGGGGGACCGAAAUCAUCGGAUGGUUUACUCAUUGUUCACAGUAAGAAUAAUGUGACGAUUGCACCGGAUUUCAAGAAAACUGUAUCGAUGGUAACUAAGCUAGUAGAAGAAAUCAGAAAGAACCAUACAGUCAGUACUCAAGAAGUCAAAGCAAAACCGAAGACAAGGAAAGUGAAUAAAGAGAAGAUGACUGUCAAGAAGUUGAGAAAAGGUAAGCAUAUGGUUACCAAACGGUAUCCAACACCGCAGCCUCGUCCUCCUGUCUACUUCUACAAUCCACAAUUAAAUUUUGAAAAUCUUACAUUCACAAACAUCAUUCAUUUUAUCGUUCAGGAAGCGUUAUGGAUAUUCGACAACCUAAUGUUGAAGAAGUAUGAAAAGCAGCUAAGAAAUAAAUAA
Heterobilharzia americana is the source of this 471-nucleotide messenger RNA. The record is from the annotation of a GenBank genome assembly. Lineage: Eukaryota; Metazoa; Platyhelminthes; Trematoda; Strigeidida; Schistosomatidae.